UGGUGCUAGUAGCAGAGAGCUCUCCUGAUGGUGGUUGGAUAGGAUGUCACUGCACUGCCAAAUGUAUGCAAGGUGCGGCAAAACGGGCAGCUUGACAACAGUCUCUUGCCUCUUCUUUAUAGAAACUGCCGCUGCCCGAGCGCUUGAGGCACCUCUACUGCUACUGUGCUACAGAGACUCGGGUUCAGGACAGACCGACGGCGGACGAAGGCCAGGAGAUUGGACAAUCAACGCAAGCAUGAUCUCAAGCAGUGGCUCCCGCAGCGAAAUUAGGCCUGCAUCCCAAAGAGUGUGCUUUGUAAAGCGCCCGUGGACGGCGAAUUUGGCAUGUGGGAACAGGAGACUCUAAUAUAGCCCUCCCGGCCAGGCCCCUUGCCUAAACAGUACAUGCUGCCGUUGGCAAUUUUAUCAUGUGCGCAACGGUGAUGCUCGAGGGGUCAUGUACAGUGUGCAGAGCAUGCAGCACUCAGGAGAGGCUGCGAGCUUGGUGACAGCGGCUGGCACACGGAGACAAGGCGUGACAAGCGGGCUAGUGCAA
Molecule: messenger RNA, 538 nt
Organism: Boeremia exigua
Lineage: Eukaryota; Fungi; Ascomycota; Dothideomycetes; Pleosporales; Didymellaceae
Exons: 1
Coding region: 44-349 (101 amino acids)
Source: RefSeq, a predicted model, not a curated record